Heteronotia binoei (common prickly gecko) is the source of this 3393-nucleotide messenger RNA. RefSeq names its product unconventional myosin-VIIa-like. Lineage: Eukaryota; Metazoa; Chordata; Lepidosauria; Squamata; Gekkonidae. Gene Ontology annotation, molecular function: ATP binding; protein binding; cytoskeletal motor activity. The record is from RefSeq and is a predicted model, not a curated record. The coding region runs from base 19 to 3393 and encodes 1124 amino acids. Gene Ontology annotation, cellular component: myosin complex; cytoskeleton. The transcript has 25 exons.
CAGGGGGAUUAUGUCUGGAUGGACCUCAAGACGGGCCGGGAAUUUGACGUCCCCAUCGGAGCAGUGGUCAAAUUGUGCGAUUCCGGGCAGAUCCAGGUGGUAGACGAUGAAGAAAACGAGCACUGGAUAUCGCCGCAGAAUGCCAGUCAUAUCAAGCCUAUGCACCCGACGUCCAUCCACGGCGUGGAGGACAUGAUCCGCCUGGGAGACCUCAACGAAGCCGGCAUUCUCCGGAACCUGCUGAUUCGGUACCGGGAACACCUGAUCUAUACCUACACAGGCUCGAUCCUCGUGGCCGUGAACCCUUAUCAGCUGCUUCCGAUCUACUCGCCGGAGCAGAUCCGCCUGUACACGAACAAGAAGAUCGGAGAGAUGCCGCCCCACAUCUUUGCCAUCGCGGACAACUGCUACUUCAACAUGCAGCGGAACAACAAAGACCAGUGUUGCAUUAUCAGCGGAGAAUCGGGUGCGGGGAAGACAGAAAGCACCAAAUUGAUUCUGCAGUUCCUGGCGGCGAUCAGCGGGCAGCACUCUUGGAUCGAGCAGCAGGUUCUGGAAGCCAACCCGAUUCUAGAAGCUUUCGGGAAUGCGAAGACCAUUCGCAACGACAAUUCCAGCCGCUUCGGCAAAUACAUUGACAUCCACUUCAACAAGCGAGGUGCUAUCGAGGGAGCGAAGAUCGAGCAGUACUUGCUGGAGAAAUCUCGGGUUUGUCGACAGGCCCACGACGAGAGAAACUACCACAUCUUCUAUUGCAUGCUGAAAGGAAUGACACCUGAUCAGAAGAAGGUGCUGGGUCUCGGGAAGGCAGCGGACUAUAACUACCUCUCUAUGGGUAACUGCAUUACCUGCGACGGCAGAGACGAUAGCAAAGAGUACUCCAACAUCCGGGCGGCCAUGAAAGUCCUCAUGUUCACUGACACCGAGAACUGGGAGAUCUCCAAGCUCUUGGCCGCCAUCUUGCACAUGGGGAACUUGCGGUAUGAAGCUCGAAGCUAUGACAACCUGGAUGCCUGUGAAGUCCUUCACUCGACGUCUCUGAUCACUGCAGCUUCGUUACUGGAGGUGGAUCCUCAGGAUGUGAUGAACUGUCUCACCAGCAGGACAAUUAUCACGCGGGGGGAGACCGUCUCUACCCCCCUCAGCAUGGAGCAGGCUCUGGAUGUGAGGGACGCUUUUGUAAAGGGAAUCUACGGAAGGCUGUUUGUGUGGAUUGUGGAAAAGAUCAACGCGGCCAUUUACAGGCCUCCGUCCCACGAACACAAAAGCGUCAGGCGAUCCAUUGGGCUGCUGGAUAUCUUCGGCUUUGAGAACUUUGCCGUCAACAGUUUUGAGCAGCUCUGCAUCAACUUCGCCAAUGAGAACCUGCAGCAGUUCUUCGUCCGCCACGUCUUCAAGCUGGAGCAGGAGGAGUACAACCUGGAGAACAUCAACUGGCAGCACAUCGAGUUCACCGACAACCAAGACGCCCUGGACAUGAUCGCCAUCAAGCCCAUGAACAUCAUCUCCCUCAUCGACGAGGAGAGCAAAUUCCCCAAGGGAACAGAUACCACCAUGCUGAACAAGCUGAAUUCCCAGCACAAGCUCAACAGCAAUUACAUCCCGCCCAAAAACAACUACGACACCCAGUUUGGCAUCAACCACUUCGCUGGCAUCGUAUACUAUGAAACGAAUGGGUUCCUGGAGAAAAACAGGGACACGCUCCACGGGGACAUCAUCCAGCUGGUCCACUCUUCAAGAAACAAAUUCAUCAAGCAGAUCUUCCAAGCCGACGUAGCCAUGGGGGCCGAGACCAGGAAACGCUCCCCGACCCUCAGCAGUCAGUUCAAGCGCUCUCUGGAGUUGCUGAUGCGAACGCUCAGCGUCUGCCAGCCUUUCUUCGUCCGCUGCAUCAAACCCAACGAGUACAAGAAGCCGAUGUUGUUCGAUCGGGAGCUCUGCGUCCGUCAGCUGAGAUACUCGGGGAUGAUGGAGACCAUCCGAAUCCGCAGAGCCGGCUACCCCAUCCGCUACACUUUUGUAGAGUUUGUGGACAGGUACCGUGUUCUCAUGCCGGGGGUGAAGCCGGCGUAUAAACAGGGAGAUCUGCGUGGAACAUGCGAGCGCAUUGCAGAAGCUGUUUUGGGUAAGGAUGACGACUGGCAGAUUGGGAAGACGAAGAUUUUCCUGAAGGACCACCACGAUAUGCUACUGGAGAUAGAGCGGGACAAGGCCAUCACAGACAAAGUGAUCCUCAUCCAGAAAGUAGUCCGCGGAUUUAAGGACAGGUCCAAUUUCCUGAAAGUGAGGAAUGCAGUUUUGAUGAUUCAGCGAAACUGGAGGGGGCAUAAUUGUCGGCGAAAUUACGAUGCAAUGAGGAUCGGUUUCCUGCGGCUGCAAGCUCUCUACCGUUCCCGCAAGCUCCACAGGCAGUACUACAUGGCUCGCAAACGCAUCAUCGAGUUCCAAGCGAGAUGUCGGGGCUUCCUGGUGCGUCGGGCUUUCCGCCAUCGCCUCUGGGCCGUCUUCACCAUCCAGGCGUACGCCAGGGGCAUGAUCGCUCGCCGCCUCUUCAGACGCUUGAAGGGCGAGUAUCGCCGCCGUCUGGAAGCAGAAAAACUGCGGCUCAUGGAGGAGGAAAGGCUCAGGAAGGAGAUGAGCGCAAAGAAAGCCAAAGAGGAAGCCGAGAAGAAGCACCAAAUACGUCUGGCCCAGCUGGCUCGGGAAGAUGCCGAAAGGGAAGUAAAAGAAAAGGAAGAAGCUCGGCGCAAGAAGGAGCUUUUGGAGAAGAUGGAGAAGGCCCGAAACGAACCAGUGAACGACUCCGACAUGGUGGACAAGAUGUUUGGCUUCCUGGGAACGACGGCUUCUUUGCCUGGCCAAGAAGGACAAGCUCCCAAUGGAUUUGAGGAUCUCGAGAGGGUUCCAAAGGAGCUGGAGGAAGAUGACCUGGACACAGCCUUACCGUUGCCGGAGGAAGAGGAGGAGGAUCUCUCCGAGUACAAAUUUGCCAAAUUUGCUGCCACGUACUUCCAGGGCACAACCACACAUACGUAUAUCCGGCGUCCUCUCAAACAACCGCUCCUGUACCAUGAGGAUGAAGGAGACCAGCUGGCAGCCCUUGCUGUGUGGAUCACGAUUCUUCGCUUCAUGGGAGAUCUUCCUGAACCUAAAUACCACACGGCGAUGAGUGACGGCAGCGAGAAGAUUCCGGUGAUGACCAAAAUUUACGAGACCCUCGGGAAGAAGACAUACAAGAAGGAGCUCCAAGCCCUGCAGGGUGAAGGAGAGAGCGCUCACCUAGACAGCCACAAGAAGAACAGCGUGCGGCACAAACUGGUGUCUCUGACGCUCAAGAAGAAAUCCAAGUUAACCGAAGAGAUGCUAAGUACCACCAGACCUCCGAUGGGCUAG